CUUUCCUGCCGCGUGUCCAGACUGGGUAGUGUGUGUGAGUGCCUGCUGUCUCACUAUUUACUGUCUAAGUAGCCGGUUUCACAGCCCUGAACUGCUGAGAUAGUGUCACCAUGUCGAAACCGAUGUCAGACCAGGAAAGGAGGAAACAGAUUUCCGUGCGAGGCCUUGCCGGUGUUGAGAACGUUGCCGAUUUGAAGGUUAAUUUCAACAGGCAUCUCCACUUUACACUGGUCAAGGACAGAAAUGUGGCAUCGAAAAGGGAUUACUACUUUGCUCUCGCCCACACCGUGCGUGACCAUUUGAUCGGCAGGUGGAUCAGAACCCAGCAGCACUACUAUGAGAAAGAUCCCAAACGUGUGUACUACAUCUCCCUGGAGUUCUACAUGGGCCGUACCCUGCAGAACACCAUGGUGAACCUUGCAUUGGAGAACGCCUGUGAUGAAGCCACAUACCAGCUUGGUCUGGAUAUGGAGGAACUAGAGGAUAUUGAGGAAGAUGCUGGUCUGGGCAAUGGUGGUCUCGGCCGUCUUGCUGCCUGUUUCCUCGACUCCAUGGCUUCACUGGGUCUGGCCGCCUACGGUUAUGGUAUUCGCUAUGAGUUUGGUAUCUUCAACCAAAAGAUUCUCAACGGCUGGCAGGUUGAAGAGGCCGAUGACUGGCUGCGAUAUGGCAACCCCUGGGAGAAAGCCCGCCCCGAGUACAUGCGUCCAGUGCACUUUUACGGCAGAACCGAGCACCACCCCGGUGGUGUGAAAUGGGUUGACACUCAGGUAGUGUUGGCUCUGCCAUACGACACCCCCAUCCCUGGCUACAGAAAUAACGUUGUCAACACCAUGAGGCUGUGGUCCGCCAAGGCCCCCUGCGAUUUCAACCUGAAAGACUUCAACAUCGGUGGCUACAUUCAAGCUGUGUUGGACAGAAACUUGGCUGAGAACAUCUCCCGUGUGCUGUAUCCCAACGACAAUUUCUUUGAGGGUAAGGAGCUGCGUCUGAAGCAGGAGUACUUUGUGGUGUCUGCCACACUCCAAGACAUCGUCCGUCGUUUCAAAGUCUCCAAGUUUGGCUCCAGGGACGUUGUUCGCACAGACUUCAGCAAACUGCCUGACAAGGUUGCCAUCCAGCUGAAUGACACUCACCCUGCCAUGGCCAUCCCUGAGCUGAUGAGGGUGCUCGUUGAUGAGGAGAGACUUAACUGGGAAAACGCCUGGGACAUCUGUGUGCGUACCUGUGCUUACACCAACCACACAGUUCUUCCCGAGGCCCUGGAGCGCUGGCCCAUUGACCUUUUCGCUCAUCUGCUGCCCCGUCACCUGGAAAUUAUCUAUGAGAUCAACAGACGUCACAUGGAGGCUGUCUCUAAGAAGUAUCCUGGUGACUUUGACCGCAUGCGCCGCAUGUCCCUCAUUGAGGAAGGUGGACAGAAGAGGGUCAACAUGGCCCAUUUGUGCAUUGUGGGCUCCCAUGCUGUCAAUGGCGUGGCCCAGAUUCACUCUGACAUCCUCAAAGCGACAAUCUUCAAGGACUUCUAUGAAAUGGAGCCUCACAAGUUCCAGAACAAAACCAAUGGCAUCACUCCCCGCCGCUGGCUAGUUAUGUGCAACCCUGGACUGGCUGAAGUCCUUGCUGAGAGAAUUGGAGAGAACUACAUCCGGGACCUUGAUCAGCUGAAGGGUCUGGUGAAGUACAUCAACGACGAGAAUUUCAUCCGUGACAUCGCCAAAGUCAAGCAGGAGAACAAGUUGAAGUUUGCCGUGCAUCUGGAGGAGCACUACAAGGUGAAGAUCAACCCGAACUCCAUGUUUGACAUUCAGGUCAAAAGAAUCCAUGAGUACAAGAGACAGCUGCUCAACUGUCUGCACAUUAUCACCUACUACAACCGCAUCAAGAAGGAACCCAACAAGCAGUGGACUCCAAGGACUAUCAUGAUCGGAGGAAAGGCGGCCCCUGGCUACCACACUGCCAAGAUGAUCAUUCGUCUGAUCACAGCUAUUGGGGAGGUGGUCAACAAUGACCCUGUGGUUGGGGACCGUCUCAAAGUCAUCUUCCUGGAGAACUACAGAGUCACACUGGCUGAGAAAGCCAUCCCGGCAGCUGACCUGUCUGAACAGAUCUCUACAGCAGGCACAGAGGCCUCUGGCACAGGCAACAUGAAGUUCAUGUUGAACGGGGCCCUAACCAUCGGCACCAUGGACGGAGCCAACGUUGAAAUGGCUGAAGAGGCUGGCGAGGAGAACUUCUUCAUCUUUGGCAUGAGGGUGGAUGAUGUCGAUGAGCUUGACAGGAGGGGAUAUAAUGCUCACGACUAUUACAACCGCCUGCCUGAACUGAAACAGGCAAUGGACCAGAUUGCCGGAGGGUUCUUUAGCCCAACUCAGCAUGAUCUGUUUAAGGAAAUUGUGAACAUGCUAAUGUACCAUGACAGAUUCAAAGUUUUUGCUGACUAUGAAGACUACAUAAAGUGCCAGGAGAAAGUCAAUGCUCUGUACAAGAACCCCAGAGAAUGGACCAAGAAGGUGAUUUACAAUAUUGCCGGCAGUGGCAAGUUCUCCAGUGACCGCACCAUUUCCCAAUAUGCUCGUGAAAUCUGGGGCGUGGAGCCCAGCCUUGAGAAGAUCCCUGCCCCAGACGAGAAGCCCUAGACGAGCAAAAGACAGUCCCUCAGUUUCACUCCACACACCCAUGCAGCGAGAACAUAGUACAUGUAGAUAGAUGUGCUCAUAGUAAGAAUCCCCACAUUUCCUCAGGCUUUCAAAUAUCUUUAGUGUCCUUGUGUUGUUUUAUUCUGUACUACUCUGUUACUAUUCUUUCAUAUUCACUCUAGGAUAGGCCAGACUAUCCCUCAGUACAUAAACAAUUGCCAAAUUAAAGUGAGAACUGUUUUUUAUAGGACUGCUCUUACCCAGUGCCAGAAAGGUAAUAAAAGCCAAUUUUGCUGCUGUGGAAGUGGAUAGAGGAGCUGUGGGAUGGGUUUUGUGAAUUUAAUGGUUAUUUAUUUUUUAUCUGAGAAAAUAAAAUUUUAUUUCCACUCAGCAUC
Messenger RNA from Lampris incognitus (smalleye Pacific opah), 3034 nucleotides. It is a transcript of the gene pygma, whose product is annotated as phosphorylase, glycogen, muscle A. The transcript is spliced from 20 exons. Gene Ontology annotation, cellular component: cytoplasm. Gene Ontology annotation, molecular function: pyridoxal phosphate binding; glycogen phosphorylase activity. Lineage: Eukaryota; Metazoa; Chordata; Actinopteri; Lampriformes; Lampridae. The coding region runs from base 111 to 2639 and encodes 842 amino acids. The record is from RefSeq and is a predicted model, not a curated record. Gene Ontology annotation, biological process: glycogen catabolic process.